Molecule: messenger RNA, 213 nt
Organism: Lathyrus sativus (Indian pea)
Lineage: Eukaryota; Viridiplantae; Streptophyta; Magnoliopsida; Fabales; Fabaceae
Source: the annotation of a GenBank genome assembly
AUGGUGGACAUCAUUCUUGAUGGAAACUGUAAUUGUUUUUCUAAUACUACUUUUUUCAAGGUUAAAAAUGGUAAGAAUAUUUCAUUUUGGUUCAGCAAGUGGAUUGGAAACCAAGCGUUGAAGGACGUGUUCUCAGAGUUGUUUGUUUUGGCCGCUGACCUGAUAAGCAGAAAGGUAGAUGCAGGCCAGUGGGAUCAUGAAGUUCGGAGAUAG